CGAUAUAGCACGCAACAUCUUGAAGAUGGUCUUGUUAAUUGUUGAGAUGCUUCCACAGUUAGAUGCUCACGAAAGUCACCAAUUCAAACGUUGUCUCUACCGUUUCCUUCGUAACGACCGUAGAUGGGGUUUGGAUUGCCAAAAUUUCUUGCACAUGAUUUGCCGUUGUGAAGAUCCAUUUCAAUAUUUAAGCAGAUCUCUUAAUUCUGCCUAUGAAAGCGAUGAAGAUGAUAGCGAAGAUGAUGAUGAUAGCGACAACGAUGAUUAUAGCGACGACGAUGAUGAUAGCGACGACGAUGAUGAUAGCGACUCUUGUUCAUGUGUUAGUGAUGAUGGCGAAACUGAUGGAUCUGUUAGCGGAUGUUCUUCGUGUGGCUACCACGUUGAUAAUGGCGGUCCUAACGACAACGAUGAUGAUUUUGACGUGGUUCGUUUUGAAGAUGAUUUCUUGAACCUUGACGUGAACCUUCUUGAAGAUGGAAUAAUAGAAGAGGUUGAAGAUGAUUUCUUGAACCUUGACGUGAACCUUCUUGAAGAUGGAAUAAUAGAAGAGGAGCAAGUUUUGGAAACACCCUCUAAGGAGUUGCAGAUUGCCGUAAUUAGGUUGUUCUUGGAACUUGGAGCUGAUCCUAAUGCAACGGAUGCUGACGGAUUAACACCUCUACAUUGGCUGAGCAUGUAUUCUAAGGAUUUUGGCCAAGCUCAGGUGGUCAUGGAACAUGGAGGCCAUAUUGAUCAAGCUGAUUACAACAGGCAAACACCUCUGAUGCACUUUAGGCAAUGGCACAGAGUAUUUGACAGAAUGCCCGAUCCUCGCCUUCAAGCUUUGCUUCACACCGUUUUGCCACUAAGUUGUUUGGCAGCACAAGUCCUGCGCCAAAAUCAAAUUCUAUUUGACGUGAAGGAGAUUCCAGCUACUUUGCAUUCAUUUGUUCGCCGUCAUUAAACACUGGAUAAUUUGAAAUUCCAACAUUAAUUUCGAAUACUUUUUUUCUGUCUUUCCUUUUUGAUGAUCGUAUAAUUUUCACUGUUCUGUCAGCUGAUUACACAAAAUUUCUUUAACAUUUUUCUAACUGUGUUGCCAUACUUAAUUAUUUUGAUAGUGACUCUUAAAUUGCGAAAACAACAAAUCUUUGGAUUUUGGAACGGAAAUGCCAACAAGUAAGAUGUUUUGCAUUUUACA
This is a messenger RNA of Daphnia magna, 1183 nucleotides long. RefSeq names its product nardilysin-like. Bases 26 to 946 code for a protein of 306 amino acids. The transcript has a single exon. The record is from RefSeq and is a predicted model, not a curated record. Lineage: Eukaryota; Metazoa; Arthropoda; Branchiopoda; Diplostraca; Daphniidae.